Messenger RNA from Sciurus carolinensis (gray squirrel), 8471 nucleotides. It is a transcript of the gene Wdr3, whose product is annotated as WD repeat domain 3. Lineage: Eukaryota; Metazoa; Chordata; Mammalia; Rodentia; Sciuridae. The transcript has 27 exons. Gene Ontology annotation, cellular component: small-subunit processome; Pwp2p-containing subcomplex of 90S preribosome. Gene Ontology annotation, molecular function: snoRNA binding; protein binding. The record is from RefSeq and is a predicted model, not a curated record. Gene Ontology annotation, biological process: maturation of SSU-rRNA. The coding region runs from base 178 to 3009 and encodes 943 amino acids.
UACCGCUGCCCAAUCAGAGCGCGACUCUCCCGUCACUUCCGCUUAGAAGGCGAAGGGAAGGUCGGGCGGAAGAGGCUCCAGCCCGGCCCGGAAGGGGCGGAUCCCAUGGGCGGGUGCUGGUGGCCCGAGCCUCGUGGAGGCUAAGAUUACCUCACUUGUAGAAUCAGACAUCAUAACAUGGGGCUUACCAAGCAGUACCUACGUUAUGUUGCUAGUGCAGUCUUUGGCCUGAUUGGAAGCCAGAAAGGUAAUAUUGUCUUUGUGACACUUCGUGGUGAGAAAGGACGCUAUGUGGCAGUACCAGCCUGUGAACAUGUUUUCAUCUGGGACUUAAGGAAAGGAGAGAAGAUCCUCAUCCUUCAGGGGCUUAAGCAAGAAGUCACUUGCUUGUGCCCUUCCCCAGAUGGACUGCACUUAGCUGUUGGCUAUGAGGAUGGGUCUGUCCGAAUCUUCAGCCUCCUGAGUGGGGAAGGAAAUGUGACCUUUAAUGGACACAAAGCAGCCAUCACCAUCUUGAAGUAUGAUCAGCUAGGUGGCAGACUGGCUUCUGGGUCCAAGGAUACAGAUGUUAUUGUGUGGGAUGUGAUCAAUGAAAGCGGCCUCUACCGUCUAAAGGGACACAAGGACGCCAUCACACAAGUGUUGUUCCUGCGAGAAAAGAAUCUGCUAGUUACUAGUGGGAAAGAUACCAUGGUGAAAUGGUGGAACCUUGAUACCCAGCACUGUUUCAAAACAUUGGUUGGCCACCGAACUGAGGUAUGGGGGUUGGUUCUGGUAUCAGAAGAAAAACGACUUAUCACUGGGGCUUCAGACAGUGAAUUGAGAGCUUGGGACAUUGCCUAUCUGCAAGAGGUUGAAGACCUGGAAGAACCAGAGCCCAAGAAAGUCAAAGAGUCUUCUCCUAGAAUACAGGACUCACUUGUUGCAGAGGAUGAUGCCCUUGAAAUGGAUGAAACUCCUGAGGAUCGCAUCCUUUCAUGUACAAAAGCUGGUUCCAUAAUGCGGGAAGGAAGGGACAGAGUUGUGAACCUUGCAGUGGACAAGACAGGCAGGAUUCUUGCUUGCCAUGGAACUGACUCUGUGCUAGAAGUGUUUUGUAUCCUGUCUAAAGAGGAAGUUCAGAAGAAGAAGGCAAAGAAGAUAAAGAAAGCUAGAAAGAAAUCAAAAUUAAAUUCUUGCAAGGGGGAGGAGGAGGACCUUGAAAUUAAUGUUGAAAUGACUCUGCAAGAUGAAAUCCAGCGGGUGACUAAUAUCAAAACUUCUGCCAAAAUCAAAUCCUUUGACUUGAUUCAUUCACCCCAAGGGGAGUUGAAGGCUGUCUUCCUGCUACAAAACAAUCUAGUGGAAUUAUAUUCACUGAAUGCAUCUUUGCCUACUCCUCAGCCCAUCAGGACAAGCAGAAUCACCAUUGGGGGUCAUCGCAGUGACGUGCGGACUUUGUCAUUUAGCUCAGACAAUAUUGCUGUACUUUCUGCAGCAGCUGAUUCUAUUAAGAUAUGGAACAGGUCUACACUGCAGUGUAUUCGCACCAUGACCUGUGAAUAUGCACUUUGCUCAUUCUUUGUACCUGGUGAUAGGCAGGUGGUCAUAGGAACAAAGACAGGGAAACUGCAGCUUUAUGACUUGGCCUCAGGAAAUCUAUUGGAGACAAUAGAUGCCCAUGAUGGAGCUUUGUGGUCCAUGUCUCUCUCCCCAGAUCAGAGAGGCUUUGCAACAGGUGGUGCAGAUAAAUCUGUCAAGUUCUGGGAUUUUGAGUUGGUGAAAGAUGAAAAUAGCACCCAAAAGAGACUUUCUGUGAAGCAGACCCGAACAUUACAACUAGAUGAAGAUGUUCUGUGUGUCCGUUACUCUCCCAACCAAAAGUUGUUGGCUGUGUCUUUGCUGGACUGCACUGUGAAAAUUUUCUAUGUUGACACAUUAAAGUUUUUUCUUUCGUUGUAUGGACACAAACUACCUGUUAUAUGCAUGGACAUUUCUUAUGAUGGAGCACUAAUAGCAACUGGGUCUGCUGAUAGAAAUGUGAAAAUCUGGGGUUUGGACUUUGGGGACUGCCACAAGUCUCUCUUUGCACACGAUGACAGUGUGAUGUACCUGCAGUUUGUACCUAAGUCCCACCUCUUUUUUACUGCUGGGAAAGAUCAUAAGAUUAAGCAGUGGGACGCAGACAAAUUUGAACACAUACAAACUCUGGAGGGACACCACCAGGAAAUAUGGUGCUUAACAGUCAGCCCCAGUGGAGACUAUAUUGUAUCAUCAUCCCAUGACAAAUCUCUGAGACUUUGGGAGAGAACAAGGGAACCUCUUAUUCUUGAAGAAGAAAGGGAGAUGCAAAGGGAAGCAGAAUAUGAGGAGAGUGUGGCCAAGGAAGAUCAACCAGCAGUUCCAGGAGAGACUCAAGGUGACAGUUAUUUUACUGGAAAGAAAACUAUUGAAACAGUCAAAGCAGCUGAAAGGAUCAUGGAGGCCAUUGAGCUAUACCGAGAAGAAACUGCAAAAAUGAAAGAACACCAAGCCAUUUGUAAAGCUGCAGGGAAAGAGGUUCCUCUUCCCAUCAACCCCAUCCUGAUGGCUUAUGGCAAUAUUUCACCUUCGUUUUAUGUAUUAGAGAUUUUUAAAGGGAUCAAGUCAAGUGAAUUGGAAGAGUCCUUGCUUGUACUGCCUUUCUCUUAUGUUCCAGACAUUCUUAAGCUCUUCAGUGAAUUCAUCCAGAUGGGCUCUGAUGUUGAACUUUUAUGUAGGUGCCUCUUCUUUCUCCUCAGAAUUCACUUUGGACAGAUCACUAGCAACCAAAUGCUUGUGCCAGUGAUAGAAAAAUUAAAGGAAACAACUAUUUCAAAAGUCAGACAAGUACAGGAUCUUAUCGGCUUCAAUAUGGCAGGUCUUGAUUAUCUCAAGAGGGAAUGUGAGGCAAAAAGUGAAGUUAUGUUUUUUGCUGAGGCUACCAGCCACUUGGAAGAGAAGAAAAGGAAGAGGAAAAAGAGGGAGAAGCUAAUUUUAACAUUGACUUAAAACUGAAAUUUGAUGUAUUUUCUACUGUUUCUUUAAAAGAACUUCUAAACCAAGCAGUAGUAGCAUUGCCAUCAUCUUAAAAAUACCAAAUAAGAGAAGAUUAUGUUACAGAAGGUCUUGGGAUGCUGUUCCCAGCUUUGCCUAAGGGAAUUCCAACAUGAGUCUAUGGUCUGGCUUCACUUGUUGAACUUGAAAGCAUGAUUAAUUUAAAAAUCUUUGUUGUGCUCUCAGAAGAUUAAGCCCCAUAGGAAUUGUCCCCUUUAUAUAUUCUAGCAGGGAGCAAAGAAUUUUUUUAAAUUAAAUAUUUACUUCACUGGUGUUAGAAUUAACAUUUCAAAAGGUUUUUUUAAAAUACUUUUUUAUGGCAGAUAAUUUGUUGUAUGUUUUGCUACCUUCAUACUAGGUUUUACCUCCUUUUAAGACUAUCAGGUGCAUAAUUGAUUUUCAUUUGCCCUUUAUGCAGUGUCAUGGACUUGUGGAGCUGAAAAGGACCAUGAAAAUUAUUUAGAAAGUCUCCUUAAAUGUAACUUCUUACAGGUUGUUAUAUCUAUAUUUAAGAUCUUAAUUGCUCUUUAUACUUUUCUGAAUAAAAUAGUCAUUUCUAAUUAAAGAGUAGUCAAGCUAAGAUGCCUUGCUAGGCUCCUGAGUGAUUGAUACUCUGUGUUUAUGUGCAUGGACAUACACGGUAGAGAUUUGGGGAGGUGGGAAUAUUCUAGGUAGAGAUUGACAGAAAUACCUCUACCUGGGCUUUUCUUUGGGGGAAGUUUUUAUAUUACUAAUUCAGAUUCCUUGUUAUAGCUAUAUUCAGAUUUUUAAAGGUACCUCUAUCUGAUAAUUGUUAUCCUAAUCAAAAAGAAAUGGAACCUGAAAUAGAAUGAUGAGUACAAUAAGUAGCUAAGUUAUAACUUUGGUCAGGGUACUCAAAACCCAUAAAAACCCUUAAGACUUGAGGUCAGCAGAUGCCUUAAAAAGUUACUUUUAGGCCAAACAGAUUUCCUAGUCAUUAAGCAGCACUUAUUGGCUCAGCCACCCAUUGACUAUAUGUAAUCCUUAAUUCCCAAGACUAUUUAAUCAGUAAUAUCUUUUGAAAAUGAUGUAGUAAAUAACAUAAGAAACUCAAAAUGCCCUAAAGAAAAACCUAUAGUAUAGGAUCCUUACAAUAGUUUAUUAGAAAUAUAAUAAUCAAGCUUAUUUUAAAAAGAAAAUACCUAUUACAUCUCUUUCUCCAUUUAUUUAGAGAGGAUAUGCUUAACAAUUUUAAGGUUCCUUGGGUAGAAGUGAGGUGCUUUGUGUAUUUGGUAUUAAAUUGUUUCUUGGUGUCAAGUCUCAUCAGUCACGUCUCAUCCCAAAGAAAUCUCUAAUAGAGAAUCUAGGAUUAUGCCUGGUAAGGCAAUGGUGUCUAUCCCUGGACUCCAGUCUCUCUAUCCAUCAGCUAUAAUUGAUGAGCCUGCUCAUCACAGCCUUUCCAGGCUAGACCACCCAGAGGAAAGAAGAGAAGGGAGGUUGUGGGCAGAGGCUAAGAAGAAGCCACCUAGGCUACAUACAUGCAUUGUCCACAACCCACACCCUUUCUUCACAAUUUAAGAUAUAAAUUUGAAAUGGAACUAAGUUUCUUAAGAAUAUAUCACUAUAUAUUCUAAGUCCUUUAUUUUUGAGGUUUUAGGGAUCUAAGUAGCCCUGAUGUGUUUUUAGAACAUAGUGCAUAUGAUCUAAUAGUCACUGUUCCCAACCCUUGUAUAGAGCCUGGCAGUAGUUGCCCUUAUGUAAUCCCUUGCCCUUGGGUAUGCGUUAGGCCUAGUGAUGGGUUUCUAAUGAACCAAAUACAACAAAUAUGAGGGAUAUCUCACCCAAGAUUAGAUUACAAAACACUGAAUUCUGCAUUACCCACACUCUUAGGGUCUUCUUGCUUGUUUAUGUGUUAUGAGUUGAAACGCUUUAGGAAGAGAGCUACAUGCAAGGAACUGAGGGGUGUCACCAAACAAUAUCCAGUGAGGAAAUGAAGCCCUCAGUUUUAAGAGCCUGCAAGGCUGUAACUACUUGAGUAAGCUUGAUGGCAGAUUGACCCCAGUGGAGCCAAAGGACAUGAUGAGGAGGAUCUGAAUCCCUCACCCACAGAAGCUGUGUGAUAUAAGUGGUUCUUGUUUUAAGCCAUUAAGUUUUGGAUAAUUUGUUACAUAGUAACAGAUAACUAACAUAGCUUCUGUAGAGUAAACAACCUAACCUUGUUAGGUUUGAGAUUGUUAUUUUAUGAAGUGGGGGAAGAUUGUACCUACUCUCAGAGUUAUUGAGAGCUACUUAAAGGAAACAAAAUAUGUCACUGUAGUCAUUACAUCUUUUUAAUCACAUUAACUGUGAUAAUAUACUUGAAGUGGUGUCAAGGCAAUAAUAAGACAUUUCUUCCUUUAGAUGGAUUCAUGAAAUUACUUAGAAGUUACUACCAGUAGAACUUUUGAAUCUUUUUUAUUUGAAAGUUUUUCAACAGUAGUGAGAAUUGUCCAACUAGAGAUGCUAACUUUAUUGCUUAUCUUUUCCGCUAACUUCUGAAAGUCUGGACCAGAAUUGAAAUCAACCAUGCCUUAAUACUUUGGUUCCCACAGGGUAGGCCAAGACAACAAUAUUAAACUGUGUACUGGGUUGAUUAAUGUCCUCUGGAAAUUUGUGUCCACCUCAGUCCUAUGAAUGUGACCUUUUGGGAUAUAGAGUCCUUACAAAUGUAAUUGGUUAAGAGGAAGGUCAUAAUGGAUUAGAGAAAAUGGGCCCUUUAAGUCAGUGACUUUCCUUGUAAGAAUGCCAUGUGAAGGUAUAGAGGUAGGAGACCAUGUGAUAUGGAAGAGUUUGGGGUUGGAAUGAUGAGGUCAGAAGCCAAGGAGCAUUAAGGAUUGCUGACUACUAUCAGAAGCUAGGAGAGGCUUGGAAUAAAUUCUCCCUCAGAACCUCUAGAAGGAACCAACCCUGCCAAAGCCUUGUUUCUGACCUCUGGCCUGACCUACAAGAGAAUAAGUAUUUGUUGUUUUUAACAACCCAGUUUAUGGUAGCUUGUUACUGUAGCCCCAGGAAAAUGCAGAUUUUGCUGUCAGGAGGGUGGAGUGCAGCUGUAACAAAUACCUAAAAAUGGAGAAGUGAUGAGUUUGUUCAUGAGUAGGGGAUAGAAGAAUUUUGAGCCACAUGGUACAAAAAGUCUGGAUUGCUAUAAAGAGCCUUUGGUAGAGAUAUAGACACCAAGGGCAAUUCUGGUGUGAUCUCUAAAGGAAGUGGUGAGGACGUAGGGAAAGCAAUCAUCUUGAAUUCAUGUUGUUAUGAACAAUGUUGGUAGAACUAUGAACAUCAUAGGUGCUUCUGAUGAGACCUCGACCAAAAACACUGGAGGAAAGGUGAUCCUUAAUAGAAAGUGACAGAAAACUUAGCCGAAUUCGGUAUUCUGCUGUUGGAUAGAAAGUAGAACUUACAAAUGAAUUUGGGUAUUUAGCUGAAAUUCACAAGCAAAAUAUGGAAGGUGUGACCUGAUUUCUUGCCUCUUGUGUAAGAAGAAAGAGAGCAACUGUUCAGCAGAAAAGUCAGAAUAUGAUUAUUUGGAAAAUUCAUAGCCUGUCCCUAUCCAUAUUGCAAAAAAUGCAAAGGUAUGUUCUGGAGAAAUCACAGACCUGCUGUAGAGAAUAGGCAUUUGACCAUGAAUCCAAUCAAUCAUCUCAGCGGAAUCCAGGAAUAGAAACUAGGAAUAGAGAUCAUUCAGGAAGAGUCUGUGGAGAACUGUGAUAUCUUAAUGUGCAGAUCCCCUUGAUAACCACUGAAGACUGCUGGGCUUGGAGUAUGUUAUAUCAGCAGAAACUGAUAUAACAGUACUUAAAGAGACAGAUGGAACAAAGUGAAGAAAGGCUUCUUGAAUUCUAUAAGCAGGAAGCAGACUGCCCAUAGUGUAGGACUGCUGCCAAGGGCCAAGAAGGCAGAUCUAAUGCAGUGUCUUAGAGGAGAGUCCUGAAGAAUGGGGUUGGUGGAGCUUCCAUUGGCACAGAGGGCAGAUGGUGCCAUAGAUUUCUGUCCUUGAAACCCAGUGGAAUUUUCCCUACUGGAUUGUAAGCUUGCUUUGUACCAUUGACCCUUAAAUUCUUUCCAUUUUCUCAUGGGAUGGGGAUGUCUCUUACACUUGUCCUGCACCAUUGUAUUUUGGAAGCUGGAAACUUUUGUUUUCUAGUGUUACUGGACCAUAGAUGGAGCAGCUAGGAUGGGUCAUACCCAAAUUCUCACCCAUAGUUGAUUUAAAUGCUUUUAGAUUAUUAUGUCUGAAACCUUUUGAGUUGAUAUUUAAAUGAGAUCUUUAGAAAUGGGUUAAGACUUUUGGGACAGGAGAAUAUAUUUUGAAUGAAUUUUGAGGAAACAAAGGACAGACUACUGGGUUUGCCCUUCCAAAAUUCAUGUCUAAUAGAACCUGCAUAUGUGACUCUAUUUGUAAAUAAAAAUCUUAACAAAUGUAAUCAAGUAAAUGUGCAGUCAUUCUGGGUUAAGGGAGCCCCUAAACCCAAUGAGUGCAUCUUUGUAAGGAGAGAGAGAGCGACAGAGAAAUACAAAAGAUCACCAUGCAAAGAUAGGAAGAGAAUGGAGUGACGAAACCACAAGCCUAGGUUGGCUGGCAAACACCAAGAACUAUGAGAGAGGCAUAGAACAGAUUCUCUCUCAGAGCCUACAGAAGGAACCAACCAUGCUAACACUUUGAUUUUGAACCUCUGGACACGUCCAUGUUAAGAGAACAAGUACCCAUUCUUCUAAGUUACCUCAUUCAUGAUACUUCAUUGUGGCAGCCCUAGGAAGCUAGUAUAAGAUGUUAUUGCUUUGUUCUCUCAUUCAAAGACAUGAGGUAGAGUUUUCCAGAGGCUGUAUAAUAUGCGAUAUGGUAAGAGUCUGAAUACAAUGCAGAUGUGAGAAUAUACUAUGUUCUCUUAAGCCGGAUAUUAAAGAGAUUUGCAAAAUUGUAAAACAAUUCCACUCAUUUAAUCUUUGUUUUGGAGCAGUCAUUUUUCAUUAAAAGUAUAUAAUUUAAGAUAUUGGUUUAUUAUUUUUUCUAAUUAUAAAUUUUUCCAAUUUUAAUUUUAGUUUAGUAAAUAUUGAUAGAUUAUACCCACGUACAAAAAGAACUCUUUGGGAUCCUCAACAGUUUUUAAGAAUAUAAAAGGAAUCCUAAGCCUAAAAAGUUUGAAAAUUAUUGGCUUAAUUGUGAAUUCUCAGUUCCAAAAAAGGGUGCUUUGGUGUUUGUGCUACUGCUUUUUGGAGGGUAUGACCAAUUUAUCUGUACAAUGAAGAUGGUACUUAAAAGAAUGAACUUUAGAGUCACAUAAAAUGUUAGAUUUUUACUUCCACUUAAUAUUAUCUGGCCUGUUUCCUCAUAAAAUAGAAAAAGAAAAUCUAUCUUGUUGAAGAUUGGAUUCGAUAAUAUAUAAAAGGGUAACAAUUAUAGUUAUGAAAAGCAAAUA